AUGCUACAUUGCGUUUUAUGGUUUUGUCUUCUUUAUUAUUCUUUAUUUAAAAUAUUUUUCUCUUCAUUUUUUCUUAUCUUCCUCCUCUUUUCUUUAUUAUUCUUUCUUACUCUUCUCGUUAUUGAUUUUUGCGUCUUCUUUUCUAUUUUCAUUUCUCUUUCUCUCUCUUUUUCUUUCUCUCUCUUUCUCUCUCUCUCUCUCUUUAUAAAUUUGAUUUCUUUCUUCACGAUUUAUCUUUAUUGUUUUAACGUGAUUUUUUCCAUUUAUUCCCCUUUCGUUCCCUCAUUACUUCUUUAUAUUUUUUCUUUUUCUUUCUUUAAUUCGAUCUUUCUUCACGAUUUCUCCGUUAUUUUAAAGCAUUUGAUACUUUUCUUCUUUCUCUUUCCUUCUCUUUAUUACAUUUUACUUCUCUUUUUGUCUAUAGGAUUUCUUUCUGCCUACAUGCAUUUAAUAGCAUUUGUUGACUCUUCUAUCUUCAGAUGCCCCCACUUGACCCGACUUAUUUUUACUGUUACUAUAAAUGAUUACUUUUCUUUUCUUUUUGAACCAACUUUUUUCUUCAUUUUGUUCAGCUUUUGUUCUAUAUUAAUUGAGUUAUUCUUUGGUUGCUUUCUUUAUUCUAGCUUUGAAUUUUCACCAGAAAUAGUCCAUCUCUCAUCCCUCGCUGAAGAUCAUCACGAUGAGCCAAUAUCUGGAAACUCUUUUGCCAAGGGCAACAGUUUUUUUUUAAAUCUAAUCUCGUUUUACCGCUGUUUUUAUUUUAUUUUUAUCGAAACUGACAACUAA
Acanthosepion pharaonis is the source of this 786-nucleotide messenger RNA. The record is from the annotation of a GenBank genome assembly. NCBI's taxonomy places the organism in Eukaryota, Metazoa, Mollusca, Cephalopoda, Sepiida, Sepiidae.